This is a messenger RNA of Ilex paraguariensis (yerba mate), 558 nucleotides long. The record is from the annotation of a GenBank genome assembly. Lineage: Eukaryota; Viridiplantae; Streptophyta; Magnoliopsida; Aquifoliales; Aquifoliaceae.
AUGGCAGUGAGUACAAUCAAGGAUGUCGAGCAAAUUAUGGUCCAGCCUCAAGAUUUUGUCAUUCUUUCGCAAAUAAUAAAUGAUCAGAGAUCUAAGCAGUUCGAACUUAGUAAAGGACCUCGCUGUCAUGAAUGCUUCCAAAGACAUCAAAAACGAGUUGAGAUCCAUUCAGGUUUUUGCCUCAAUUAUGAUGACAUCAGCACAUCUGAAGCCCAGGAUUUCGGGUUCUCAACCCAGCUUUUCGACAUUCAGAGUUUGAACUGGCAGAGCAUCAAUUCAAUCUCUAUCGAAGCUAAGUACAUCACAAAUGAGUUUCGCUCCGGCAAAGGCAGUGAUAAUGCCCAGUUUCCAAGGAGGUUCUCAUUUGGGAAUUUGACUGAGCACCUACAGCUCCCUAGACCUCAUGACAAUCGUGCAAACUCAACGCCAAUCGGAAUUCUUGAUCAAGUGACAUCAGUGGUAGUCGACAAAGAAAUGCUCGGUCCCUGUUGUAAUGCCUUCUACGGUACAGGAAUCUAUGAGAAACAUGCUGCUACCAAAUGGGCAGUCUUCAAAUAA